This is a messenger RNA of Glossina fuscipes, 815 nucleotides long. RefSeq lists its product as uncharacterized. Lineage: Eukaryota; Metazoa; Arthropoda; Insecta; Diptera; Glossinidae. The record is from RefSeq and is a predicted model, not a curated record. The transcript has a single exon. Bases 81 to 815 code for a protein of 244 amino acids.
UGUUCAGUAACGCUUCAACUGUCAACAACUACUGAGCACAUUGAGAGACUGUUUAAACAUUAAACGCUUCGUUUGACGUUAUGUGUUCGCUGAUAAGAGAAAACUCUGAAAGUCCUUUAGAUCACGAUGAGUUAAUGUUAAAGGAAUUGGAAAGGCGCGACGGCAUUUAUUCUUUUAUCUUUCAUGAAUUAGAGGCACCGCGCGAAAAUUUUAUAAAAGAAGAAAACAAAAUCCUUCCGCCAACGAGUCCUACGGUGAAUAGGCAAACUUUUGCGUUUAAUGAAUCAUCUGAACUACCAAUACAAUCGCCGUCAGUUCAUUUGCCUGCAUUAUCUACAUCCAAUAACAGCGACCAUUUACCUGAUGUGACAAAUGUUUUUCAAACGCCGACAAUAACAUUGCCUACGGUACGGCAAUCAAAUGAGGAAAAUUCAUUACAAAAAAUGCCAUCCUUUGGUGCUCCUAAGUUAACAAUGUGUAAUAAUCAUUAUUUAAAAGCAUGGCGUCCGGCAUCAUCGCUAUUCUAUGAUUGUACAAAAAUUUGCAAUUAUGUGUCGAAUCGAACUUUCCGUGUUCGUAUACCAAUGCCGCGUUUUUCGCAUAUAUCUGCUCCUCUCAUACGUAAUAGACGUCACGCACUUAAAGAAACGGCCGACUAUAAAAAUUGUAAAAUGUGCACGAUAGGCGUACCGGAUUUGCGUUCAUUAUUUCCCAACGAUCCCGAUGUGCAUGCGCCCUUCAACAAACUCUCUAAUAUGCAUGAGAAAUCCGGAGGCGUCAUAACACCUACAAUUUUAAUAGACCAACAGCAAUAA